AUGAUCGAGCGACCCAAUAACACAGUGAACGCCAUCAAACAGCGGUUCCGGAACCAGCAACGAGCACGGCAGGAGCAUUUCAGUGCUUCAUCGUCAUCGCGAAGUGCAGUCAGCAAUUCCUAUUCAUCCAUCGUAGAGCGGCUCAAGGUCGCCUACCCGACCUUGUUUAGCACCAACCUCGGACGGUGUACGAAAGCAACGGUAAAGCUCGACCUCAAGCCAGGACAAAGGUCAGUGUUUCGUUCAAAACGUCCCGUGGCCUUCGCCAUGUACCAGGCUGUCGCUGAUGAGCUUGACCGUCUCGAGUGUUUGCGGAUCAUCACACCAAUCGACUAUUCGGAGUGGGCUGCUCCGAUUGUGGUGGUUCGGAAGGCGAACGGCAGUAUUCGGAUUUGCGGUGACUAUUCCACGGGCUUGAACGACGCUCUCCAGCCGCACCAAUACCCGUUGCCGUUGCCGCAAGACAUCUUAAUCAAGCUCGCCAACUGCAAGGUAUUCAGCAUCAUCGACAUGUCAGACGCGUACCUGCAGUUUGAAGUCGACGAAUCAUCGAGUAAGCUCCUCGCAAUUAACACCCACCGGGGCAUCUACAAAGUCAACCGACUGGCACCCACACUAAAAGCUGCGCCGGGAGCAUUCCAGCAACUCGUUGACACCAUGUUGGCGGGUCUCAAGCACACUUGCGGUUACAUCGAUGACAUCGUAGUUGGCGGAGAAGAUGAGGAACAGCAUUGGCGCUCCUUCGGACGUCAGCAGAUUAUAUAUCUUAGACACUUACUUGAUCACCAUGGAGUUCGUCCCGAUCCAACCAAGAUCGAAGCCAUCAAGCUCAUGCCGGCACCCACGGAUGUGUCGGAGUUCGGUCGUUUCUCGAACCAGUAA
Molecule: messenger RNA, 882 nt
Organism: Ochlerotatus camptorhynchus
Lineage: Eukaryota; Metazoa; Arthropoda; Insecta; Diptera; Culicidae
Exons: 2
Coding region: 1-882 (293 amino acids)
Source: RefSeq, a predicted model, not a curated record